This is a messenger RNA of Carlito syrichta (Philippine tarsier), 2021 nucleotides long. It is a transcript of the gene CHRNG, whose product is annotated as cholinergic receptor nicotinic gamma subunit. Gene Ontology annotation, biological process: signal transduction; monoatomic ion transmembrane transport; nervous system process. Gene Ontology annotation, molecular function: transmembrane signaling receptor activity; acetylcholine-gated monoatomic cation-selective channel activity. Gene Ontology annotation, cellular component: neuron projection; synapse; postsynaptic membrane. Lineage: Eukaryota; Metazoa; Chordata; Mammalia; Primates; Tarsiidae. The transcript is spliced from 12 exons. Bases 21 to 1571 code for a protein of 516 amino acids. The record is from RefSeq and is a predicted model, not a curated record.
ACUGCAGAGGCUGAGGAGCUAUGCAUGGGAGCCAGAAGCUGUUGCUGCUCUUGCUGCUGUUGGCUAUCUGCCUAGGGGCCCAGGGCCGGAACCAGGAGGAACGCCUGCUUGCAGACCUGAUGCACGACUACGACCCCCACCUGCGGCCCGCUGAGCGUGACUCAGAUGUGGUCAAUGUCAGCCUGAAGCUCACCCUCACCAACCUCAUCUCUCUGAACGAGCGAGAGGAGGCCCUCACCACCAAUGUCUGGAUAGAGAUGCAGUGGUGCGACUAUCGCCUACGCUGGAACCCACAAGACUACGAAGGCCUGUGGGUGCUGAGGGUGCCAUCCACUAUGGUGUGGAGGCCAGACAUCGUGCUGGAAAACAAUGUGGACGGUGUCUUCGAGGUGGCCCUCUACUGCAAUGUGCUCGUGUCCCCUGACGGCUGUAUCUACUGGCUGCCACCCGCCAUCUUCCGCUCCUCCUGCUCCAUCUCAGUCACCUACUUCCCUUUCGACUGGCAGAACUGCUCCCUUGUCUUCCAGUCUCAGACCUACAGCACCAGUGAGAUUGAUCUGCAACUGAGCCAGGAGGAUGGCCAAACCAUUGAGUGGAUUUUCAUUGACCCUGAGGCCUUCACAGAGAAUGGGGAGUGGGCCAUCCGGCACCGUCCGGCCAAGAUGCUACUGGACGCAGCGGCACCGGCUGAGGAGGCAGGCCACCAGAAGGUGGCAUUCUACUUGCUCAUCCAGCGCAAGCCCCUCUUCUACGUCAUCAACAUCAUCGCCCCCUGCGUGCUCAUCUCCUCUGUCGCCAUCCUCAUCUAUUUCCUUCCUGCCAAGGCUGGGGGCCAGAAGUGUACAGUCGCCAUCAACGUGCUCCUGGCCCAGACCGUCUUCCUCUUCCUUGUGGCCAAGAAAGUGCCCGAGACCUCCCAGGCGGUGCCACUCAUCAGCAAGUACCUGACCUUCCUCCUGGUGGUGACCAUCCUCAUUGUUGUGAACGCUGUGGUUGUACUCAACGUGUCCUUGCGGUCCCCGCACACACACUCCAUGGCCCGAGGGGUCCGCAAGGUAUUCCUGUGGCUCUUGCCCCAGCUGCUGCGGAUGCAUGUUCGCCGCCCACUGGCUGUACGGGACGCCCAGCCCCGACUACAGAAUGGCUUCUCCUUGGGGUGGUCAAUCAUGACUGGGGAGGAGGUGGACCUCUGCCUGCCUCGCAGUGAACUCCUCUUUCGGCAGCGGCAGCAGCACGGGAUGGUGAGGGCAGCACUGGAGAAGUUAGAGAAAGGCCCAGAGCCAGGGAUGAGCCAGUUCUGUGGCAGCCUGAAGCAGGCGGCCCCAGCCAUCCAGACCUGUGUGGAAGCCUGCAACCUUAUUGCCCGUGCCCGGCACCAGCAGAGUCACUUUGACAGCGGGAAUGAGGAGUGGCUCCUGGUGGGCCGCGUCCUGGACCGUGUCUGCUUCCUGGCCAUGCUCUCACUCUUCGUCUGUGGCACUGCUGGCAUCUUCCUCAUGGCCCACUACAACCGGGUGCCUGCUCUGCCAUUCCCUGGAGACCCCCGCUCCUACCUACCCUCGGCAAAUUGAGUCAACCAACUGCUGCUGGGCACAUGGGAGUCAUACAUGUGGAUCACACAGAAUCUUAUCAGCCAAGUUCUGCUGCUGCUGAGGUCAUGAGUGUGCUCCUUGAGAAGUGUCCUUCAGGCCUGUGAACCAAACGGCUCUGAGAAAAGCUUGGGAAAUAAAGAGACAGCUGUAGUCCUGGAAUGGCUGGAGAUGGUCUGUGGUCAGGGUACACUGCUGGAGUCAGCAACCACGUAACAUUGGCCAGCUUCUGGCACUAACCACUCCCCUACUCCCCUAACUCUGGCAGAGCAUUACUAAAUCCCUUAGUUCUGAAGCCCUAAGGACUCUGUUUUGUAUGUCACCUCUGUAUCGGCAAAGUCCUACCCCUUCAAGCUUCAGACUGGCUCCCCUUUCACAAGUUCUCCCUGAAGGAGAGCACUCAAGAGAGGUAUGAAGAGCAGCAGCCAGUGC